AUUCAACCAGCUUCCCUAGAAACGAAAACAGGAUGGAAAGUGGAGGUACCUAAGCCUGGCUUCAGUGUGACACCAGCUUGGGAUCAAGAUGCCAAUCACAAAGUAACAGUUUUACCUUUCCAACAGGUGGAGGUACCUAAGCCUGGCUUCAGUGUGACACCAGCCUGGGAUCAAGAUGCCAAUCACAAAGUUGCCAGUUGUCCACAAGUUCGGCAUCAUCUCCCACAGCCAGCGCGUAGAGCUGCAGGAGCGCCUCCUCAAACAGACCUACCUACAGAGCAUCAAGAGCAGGAAGGCCAUUGCAUCUACAAGAAACCCACUGGAAAUAUCCGAGGACUUUGUGCAGCUGUACAAUGCUACUGAGAACAUCACUGACAGAGAGAGACUGGAUGAAACCGCCAGGAAGAUCUUAGAGAGGUCAAAGCGUCGAGCUGGCGUGAAGGACCAAGGUGAAGGUCAACAUGUAAAUCUUCCAAUGGCAUGGACGGAAAUGGCACAACUUGCACAGUGCAAGGGACGCUUUCAAGAAGAGUGCCUCGACAUCCUGAUCACUUCUCUGGAUGUGUCCCCCUUGGAGAAGUACCACAUUCCAGCCCUCUUCUUCCUGGCAGAGACCAUGUUGUACUGGCUGCGGACAGAGGCCGUACAUCAACCUUUCCUCCGCACCGCCGAAAUCAAACUCCUCAGGAUGGGCCAGUUGGUGUUCACGCGUCUGUUCUACCACCACAUGGCCGGACAGCUCCAGGGUCACACAGACUUCAAGAACAGACUCUUCACAUACCUGGAUGGACUACAAGACUGUCAGGAAGCCUACAGCCCAUACCCCAACGCUCUGUUGUCAAUCCGCUACAUCAUCGAGGUGGGAAAGAUCGUCCUGGCGGACGCCAUCAUUGAACCAGGGGAGGUGAAGGAGGGGGAUCGGAUGCCCCCCAAACACAACAUGGAGGCGCUCCACUCAGCAACACGAGAGCUGUAUGAGAAGCGUAGCCGUGACGACAGCCACUCCAUGCAUAGUGCAGCUAUCAGCAGUAGCGUGCACGACCUGAGCCCCACCCUGUGGCACGCCCUGGACGUGUGGCGCUGCACCAACCACUUGGGUGGGGGCUUCCACGAGGCUCUGAAGGCCCUGGGUCACUGUGGGCUGGGGCUGGCUGAUGAAAGCUGGGUUGACGGGAUGAUUGCCCUGAACAUCGUAGCCGAGGCGGCUAAGUCCAACAAGACGGCCAUGAAAGUGCUGCAUCGCCUGGCCCAGGGGCUGAGGCCAACUGAUGAAGCUCUCACGCCACCCCUCAGCUCUCGAUCAGGCAGCUCAGAAAUGUUCACAAUCUCAAGUGAGGAUGAUACAAAAUCAUCAAAGUCCAAAACAAGCAUCAGUUCCAAACAGUCACUGAGCGACAUCUACGAACGCAGCGAGGAAAGUGGGAUUGAAAAGAGGCGCCACCAUUCUGACCAAUCACCUCACAGCACUGACAAGUCACAAGCCAUGCCACCAGAUCCCCGAUCCACAAGCAGUCCGGCUGCCGAACACCAACCCUCAAGGCCGGCCCUUAAGAACACUGCCGACAUGAGGCUUCAGUCACGCGAGGUGUCCUUCGAUGAUGUGGUCAUCCACCGGACUGACCAGGUCACAGAAGAGAAGCUGCCUACAACCAGUUUCUCCAGCGGGUCCAAACUGACCCGAGCUACUCUGCACAGCAAUCAGAGCUCCAUGGCGGCCACCAUGGGAACAGGGUGGCGGGCGGAAGUGGGGUCCAACCUACCAAGUGCCAGGAUGUCGGAGGCAAGCUCAGUACCGACGUACACCAAUUUUGCUAUGCCGGAGAUGUCUGGCCUCCAUGGCUGGCACUGGGAGGUCGCCACGACCUACACUGACGUGUUGGCUGAUAUCUGCAUCCAUGGCGCCAGCGCCAGCAUUCAGCGCAUGGCAAUGGCUGGCACCAACAAGGACCUUUUGGAGCCCAUGAGAAGAGGGUACACCACAGUGCCGUUGCCUAGCGCUGGCCUGAUUGACUUGGUGUUCUUCAAGCCCUUGCAUGAGAUCAGGGAUGGAGGUCCAAAUGAUUGGAGCUGGAGGAUUCGGUACGGUGCCAUCCAGUCUUUAGUCAAGAUUUGCCGAUGUCUGGCCAAAGACCAGAACCGGGAAGGACUCCGGAAUGCUGCGUGGAACACUCUCAUCAAGGCACACUCGUAUGAGAAGGACGAUCGUGUCCUGGAGGCUCUCAAAGUGGGACAGGUCCACACAGACAUAGAGAGCAUCCUCAGCAAGCAGCUGCAUGUCCAGCCCUCCUCCAUCGGGACCCGCAUUGCCCGGGGGUUGUCUGUCGUAUACCUGCCUCCCCUCCCCCCACCAGGGGAGCACAGGCCACUCAAGAAGUCCCCCCCUAGAAGGAAGGUCCCCCUCAGACAUGAGAUUGGGCCCAAGACGUCACGGCAACCUUUGAGGACUUCUCUCAAGCAGGAGAUAAUGUUGGCUACUGCCUUGUACGAGCCAGCUGUCAACUUCAACACCCGCACUGACUUUGACCUGCGGAGGAUCGUGGAGGACCAGUGGCGGAAGGAUCUCCAGACCCAGCUGGAGGAGGAGGAGGUGGAACGUCAGAGACAUCUUACAGAGCAGCAGGAGGAGGCCGAGCAACAUCAGCGACAGAAAGCAGACCGGAAGUUCCAGAAGCUGCACAAACUGGACGAGGCGUCUCCCAGCUCCUCCGACACCUCCCUGGCUUCACAGACCUAGUGGGGGCUGGUGUCUGGGGUGGGGCUGGUUCCUGGGGGUCAGGUCACAUAUGACUGGCGACUUGGGUUCAAAGGACAACUUAUCAUAUUGGGCUCUUGUCCUGAGCAGCGCCGUUUACUUGCACUCCUUGAUGAUUAGGCAUGGAUUGUUAUAUCCAUAAUUGUUAUACCGAACGUUGUUAUGUUUAUGAUUAUUUUGUAUGUAUGUUCAGUAGGUUCAACUGAAGGAAUGACAUUGUAAUAAGUCAUUUUGAAACUUUUCCUAUCUCACGCUAUACAUUUCACAUUCUUUGUGGAAAUCACGUGUUCAGUGCAUGUAUAUCAAUCAGCAUGAAAAGCAUGCAUGACCAGACUGAUGGGUCUGACCACGGUGAUGCUAGGUGUGUUCGGGUAAAUUAUUUUUUUUAGAAGCUGGAAACCUUUGUUUAGGUACGUUUCCACUUAGGAUUGAAAGAAGAAUGAGAAAUGCAUAGCGUGAGAUAGGAAAAGUAUCAUAAAUGUACAAUUUAUAGUAAAUGUACAAAAUUCUGGAAGGCAAUAUGCUUAAUCGUGAUGAAUCAAAGUAUUUGUCUCAGCAUGUUCAGGACUGUUAUUAUUACAAGUGAAAAGCUAUGUGAUACUUUUUAUUUACGGUUUGCUGUUGCGUAUAUAUUUUUUUCUGGUUUGACUCAGUAAUGUGUGCUUAGUCUUGCAUUUUACAUCCAUUUUUACUUACGAUGUAUCUCAACUGCGUGGAUCGGUGCUCAUGAUAUCAAUCACUGGAUUCGUUACAGACCGCCGUCAUAUAGCUGGAAUAUUGCUGAGUGCGGUGUUAAACAACAAACAAACAAACAAUGUAUGUGAUCCUAAAUGUAUAAUAAAUGCAUUCACUAAUUCGUAUAUCUUUGAGUGCAUACUAGGUAAAUGAUUUGAAGUUAUCAUUACACAUGUAUUGAAAUUGUAUGCCUUUUUAACUAUCCAACAUACACGGAGGGGGCAACAAGAAGUAAAAUAUUUCUAAUUAAUCACCUCUUUGGAUCAAGUCUAAUUAUUGGUGUCACGUGUUAUAGUUCUCAGUGUGGCCUCGGCUCUGUUCCAUAAAGUGAUCACAGCGCUAUAACGAUUAUAUUUACCGGUAUUUGCUUCGCCUAACCGCAGUCAAAGCACCAACACCACUUUGGGGGGCAGGGCCCUCGCAGGUAGUUUAUUCUGCACAGUGAUCUUAUAUGAAGUAUAGAUGUGUUUCUAUUUGUCUUAGCAUUUUAACCUGAAGUGGAAAGGUACUUAUAUGUUGGUGUAAUAUUUGACUGAUUUACUUUUCUGACAUUCUAGUCCAACAAUUAUGAAUAAUAAAUAAUGUGUAUCUGACAAUCUGUAUAAUUGUUCUUGUUUGUAAUAAUAGCCGAUCACAUUAUUCAUAUUUGUUUCCUGUAGAUGAGAUCACAUGAUUGUCAGUAUUGUGUUUCUUCCAAUAAAAUCCUUUCCAAUGCCAAAUUGUUUACAAGAAUAUAUUGUCAUAACUUUUCUGAACAAUUUUUGCAGUUUUUCCCUUGUGUGAUUCUAUCUGUGAUACCGUAUCUCCUAUAUUGGAGGAAAGUGAAGCUUUAACAAGGUUGAAAUAAACACCUGGUACAGUCA
This is a messenger RNA of Haliotis rufescens (red abalone), 4350 nucleotides long. Its product is annotated as transmembrane protein 232-like. The record is from RefSeq and is a predicted model, not a curated record. The transcript is spliced from 15 exons. NCBI's taxonomy places the organism in Eukaryota, Metazoa, Mollusca, Gastropoda, Lepetellida, Haliotidae. The coding region runs from base 176 to 2734 and encodes 852 amino acids.